CCCUCUGCGUGUUUUCAGUGAGUUGGAGGAGGCUGUCUGCGCCAUACGUCCCCUCCACCCGAGUCUUCUUCUAUACCAUGAGCUCUGGCUCCGCCCAGGAUGUGGCAGUCGAGCAUUUCCUGCGUGACAUAGAGAGGCGGAGCAAGCGGCUACACUGCGCUGUGAUAGGCUGCGAGGAGGAGCGACCCCGCAGCGACAUGAACCUGCUGUACCGUAAGAGCCGCCUGGACUGGAGGCAGAGGGACCAAGAGGGAAGUAAAAAGAGCUCCUCCCAGAACGACCCCUCGGCCACUGUUGGCAAAGUCAGAGACUUGGCUUCUUUCCGUCGGCACUUCCGGAUGGGUUUCAUGACCAUGCCGGCCUCCCAGGACCUGUCCCCUCACUCUUGUGCCUCCGCCAUGGCGCCACGCUCGCAGUCCUGCCACGCCGUCGGUGCCGGGGAUACGAGUUUGGAGAACGGAGAUUACUCCGACACCCAAUCGCAACACGGCGGCCGCUGCCCACCGGCCAAACCCAAACGUCACCCCAGCACUCGCCUCAGCUCCUCGUCCGCUGACGGCAGAGGACUUCCCGAGACGCCGCCUCCUGCGUCCACCCACUCACAGUCCAAACACUCGGACAAAAAAAACGCCAUGAAGAAGUCUGACUCUGGAGAGAUCGGAGCAAAGAAGGUGCCUCCGUUAAAACCCAAGAGAAGUCCCAGCACCCAGCUUUCCUUUGACCCUCUUCCUCCACGUGUGCCUCAUUCUGCCACAUCCUUGCCUUUCCAGGCAACAGACUCUCAGAUUCAGACAGAAGACGGGGAGGAUGAGCCGGUCUACAUCGAGAUGGUGGGCCAAGUGUUCACUAGAGACAGCCAGACGGCCACCCCCCACCCCGUCACCCCUGUGGCCACCACGCCUGACUCUGACUCAGACCAGAGCGAGGCCAUCUACGAGGAGAUGAAAUACCCGCUCCAAGAGGACCGAGAGUCCCAGAGACACCUCCCUCCAAAACACGAGAAACUGAGAAACUCUAAACACUUUCACGUCACUCCUUCCUCCUCCAGCAGCUCCUCCUCUCUGCCGCGCCCUUCCUCUUCCUCCCCUUCCUACUCCAAACCCAAAGCUACCGUGUCGAUCUCCCAUUCGUCCCCGCUGCCUUCAUCUGCAUCCUCCACCCCUGUCCCGCAGGUCCUCUCUGCCAGUCCACACACUCCACGAGCUCCCACUCCCUACCUGCUCCAAGGGAAUAAAUCAGAGGCCGAGUCCAACACGAAGAUCCCGGCCCCCUUCCCAAACCUCCUGCAGCACCGGCCCCCGCUGCUCGCCUUCCCUCAGCCGGCGGCGGCCUCCAGCGGGGUCGGGGUGCAGAACAAGUCUGCCUCCGCUAAGAUGGGAACACAAACAUCCAGCGCGACAACUCAAGCCAGCACCUCCUCCUCGUCUUCUUCUAAUGUCCCUGCGUCUUUGUCCUCAAAGGAGUCAUCAGAAGGAGGUGCAACCAAGCAGGACAAACACAGCAGAGAGUCCCAGUUAGGACCUGCUCCUGGACUCAGGGCCAGGAGUCACUCCACACCUCUGCCUCCCUCCUCCAAAUCCACCUCCCCUUUCUCCCAUCACCACCACCACCCUCACCAUCGUCCGUCACACUACCACCACUAUCGUAAGCCAGACAGAGGAGACUCCCCGGUCCCGAACAAGAGCAGCUCUCAGACUUCCACAGUCCAGACCCAAACCUCGAGUACAGGCCGGGAAGGCAAGUCUGUUAGCUUCCUGUUGAAGUCCGAUAAAGGAGAGAGGGAUAAAGACAGGGACAGAGACAAGGACAGGGACAAGGAUCGGGACCGAGACAGAGACCGAGAUAGAGACAGAGACAGAGACAGAGAUAGAGAUAGAGAUAGGGAUAGGGGUAGAGACAGGGACAGGGAGAGAGACAAGGAGAAAGACAAGGACAGAGACCGAGAUCGAGACAGAGACCGAGACCGGGACCGAGAUCGAGACAGAGACCGGGACAGAGAUAGAGACCGGGAUAGGGAUAGAGACCGGGAUAGGGAUAGAGAGAGGGAUCGGGAUAAAGACAGAGACAGAGAAAGAGACAGGGAUCGGGAUCGAGAUCGGGAUCGAGAACGGGAUCGAGAUCGGGAUCGAGAUCGGGAUGGAGGUCCGUACUCCUUACCGAUGGACCACGCUCACACCACGAGCAGCCAAACGUCUCAAAGCAGCACCAGCUCAACCCCUACGCCGUUAUCUUCAUCCCAGCGUCCUCAUUCUCGCCCCCAUCUUCGCUCUCACACCCCUCAUGGCCUGCCGGCGUACAAGCCUCCCUCCUCGGACAGUCCCUUGCUGUGGACCUACCCCUCCGGCGGUUUCCGGAGGCCGCCGGCUUACGAAAGCUUGAGGGGAAGCUCUCAGACGCCGUCUCUGCAACAGCCCUCGAGUCUUACUGGUGUAGGUGAGGGGGCAUGCAAGAGUAACGGAGGGUCUGCGUCCCUCCAGUCGAAGGUUGGCUUCAUGCCCUGGGACAGCAGUGCCAGCCUGGCUGCAGACGAGGGGUCUUACUGGCCUAUGCAGAGGAAAUUGUCUUUCAGCCACGGGAGCAGAGAGACAGAGAAGGACGAAGGGCGCGCAUGGAACGGCAGUGCCGAUGCGCUGUUAAGGAUGGAUAAGGAGGACCUCGGCAUGGGGUCUCGAGGAGGCCACUCAGGCAUCCCGGUCCACUUCGGUGGAGCCGCCAGCAGAGCUCUGGGUCACAGCGAGUCCUUGGCCGGUGUGGAUAGCAGCCCGGGUUUCAGAGCCCUGCCCAGAGUCGGUCUGCCUCUUCCCUGCCAGACUUUCCCUGCCUGUCGCAACGGAGGCUCGCAGUGUAACGCUGGUUCCUUUACAGAAGUGGGGCGGCUGGGCCGCUCCUCCUCUGCUGCCGGAGUGAGACAGGUGGGUGGAGGAGACGUCCAGAGACAGAGCAGCCUACCAGCACGAGAAGCCUUGAAUCAGCUGCAUGGUCUGGCCCAGUCUCAGGCGCCCUGCAGUCCCAGCAGCCCCAGCGUGUCUCGGCAGCAGCAGCAGCUCCAGCUCCACCAGCAGCAGCUCCAGUUAAAGCAGCAGCUCCAGCAGCUCCAGCAACAGCACCACCUGCAGUUACAGUUCCAGCAGCUUGCCCAGCUGGCGCAGGGACAGCCUCCUGUCGGCGGGGGCACCACCCCGUCCGUGUCGCAGACCCAGAGAGACGGCAAACUGCUGGAAGUCAUCGAGCGUAAACGCUGCCUGUGCAAAGAGAUCAAGGCCCACAGGCGCCCUGACAAAAGCCUGUGCAAGCAGGACAGCAUGCCCAUCCUCCCUAGCUGGAGACGGACACCUGAGCCUCGUAAGACUGGCACGCCACCCUGCCAGAGGCCGCAGGCUGUCGUGUGGGACACGGCAAUCUGAGGUGACGGGUCAGCAAGUACAAGACUGAAGAGAGACUGAACAAUGGAGAGAAAUCUGAUCUGAAGAGCUACAAUCAGACGUGAUCUGUACUUGCUCUGUCCCUUCCUGAUGUUCUAAUUGCCAAUGAUUUUGUUGCCACAAAACGCCAGUAUUAUUGCUACAAGACGAAGACGCACCGACUUCACAAUAAAAAGGGUGGGGGGGAAGUUUUCUGAGAUUGGUGUUGCCAAAUUUACUCCUGACUACUUGAGACAUAAAAGGAAUCAUGUAUUUUCUCCACACGGGAGGCGUUGAUAAGUUUAUCGAAGUGUUUUCUUGAAAAUCGUGAAUGCAUAUGAGAUGUCUUUGGUAUCAAUAGAUUGUCAUUGUGGAUGCAAAUAAUCAUCACUGAGGAGUAAAAGCUACCUACUGUAUCUGUUUGCAUAUUUGUAAUGUAAAUCUAUUUACUUUCUCAACGUUUCUGCAAUUUUAUAGCAAUAUGCUCCCGACGCCGGAGCAACAUAAUUAAAAACUUGUGUCAACUAGCCUAACAUACAUAUCUAAGACUUGAAGAAGUCAUAUUUACUGUGUCAUUCUCUGCAUGUCACGAUAGACAUACAGUAUUGUAAAAGAAUAUGUGUAGAGAUGAUCAUGUCCGACUUUUACACACAGCAGAUAAAAACAUGUGGUUGUACAAAAAGAUGAAUCUAUGGCAGAAACAGGGCGGCGUGGUCGAGUCCAGACAAAUCUAGAAGUCCAGAUCAAACGGUCCGAACCGAGUCCAUCACUCAUGCUUCUCCACAGUUGCACAUUUUAGUGAUUGUUCCACGAGCACUGACACCCAUCAACAAACACAGACUGUACACAACGGUGCACCUGAUCAGACUGUGAGCAUCCAUCACCUCAAACAGAAUGCUGGAACAAUCUGCACAAGAGCAAACACAAGGAGAAACUCAACCCUAAUGUACUGUAAAUAGAAUAUGUACAACUGUAUUGAAAAUGUAGCAAUUUAUUUCCAUUUUCAUACUUGUAAUCGAUACAUAUUAUGUAGCAUACACUGUAUAAACUUUGUUCACUUGUUUUUCUAAAAGAAUUAAGUACUUUAUCUGCUGCAGCCGGUCCAUGCAUUACGUAUAGUUACUAAUAAACGGUAAGCCCUCUUAA
This is a messenger RNA of Larimichthys crocea (large yellow croaker), 4547 nucleotides long. RefSeq names its product neuronal tyrosine phosphorylated phosphoinositide-3-kinase adaptor 1 (gene nyap1). Bases 78 to 3404 code for a protein of 1108 amino acids. Gene Ontology annotation, biological process: phosphatidylinositol 3-kinase/protein kinase B signal transduction; neuron projection morphogenesis. The transcript is spliced from 7 exons. The record is from RefSeq and is a predicted model, not a curated record. NCBI's taxonomy places the organism in Eukaryota, Metazoa, Chordata, Actinopteri, Sciaenidae.